Paramisgurnus dabryanus is the source of this 1418-nucleotide messenger RNA. RefSeq names its product V-set and transmembrane domain containing 4a (gene vstm4a). The record is from RefSeq and is a predicted model, not a curated record. Gene Ontology annotation, cellular component: membrane. NCBI's taxonomy places the organism in Eukaryota, Metazoa, Chordata, Actinopteri, Cypriniformes, Cobitidae.
GAACAGAGCAUGCACUGUUUCAUAUUACACACAUGCAGAAAGAGAGAGAAAAUCCCAGGGACUCUUGCUUUUCUUGACGUUUAGUUGGGUUUAUGGAGCCUCAGAGUCGACAGAAUGAAACUCUCUACUGUUGCGAUAGUUCUCCUGACUAGGGCUUUCAUUGGAGAGCUAAGUGCUGCGUUAAAUGUAACCGUUACCCCCGGGCCCAUCAGCAUGUGUAUGGAAGGAGACAAUAUCACACUGUCCUGUUUGGUAUCUCAGAGGAAGAGGAGCAACAGUCUGCUGGCCCUGCGCUGGCUUUACCUACCCAGCCCUGAAGACGAGCACUUGCUUGUCCGGAUGAGCGUCAAGAAAACCAAGCAUUAUGGCAACUACAGCAAACACUUUCUCCAUACCAAGUUUCUUCUGUGGGAGGAGAAGGAUGGACAGAUCUUCCGUCUAAUGAUCUUGAAUGUAUCGACGGAGGACAGGGGUAACUACACUUGCAAAGUGCAGGAAAUACGACAGCACCGAAAUAAAUGGAGGAUCUCUGGGAAUGGGACGGGGAGCAUGGAAUUACGAGUACAUCAUCUACCCACCACAGGAAAAACUGAUGUCAUAUGGCGCAUGUUUGAAGAUUUAUACAUGUGUGCUGUGCUCAUCUGCUCUCUUGGGCUCAUCUGUAUGUUUAUUUUUGCCAUGACUAUCACAUGUCAACACCUUCAGCAUAAGCGAAGACUACAAGCCAGUUAUUACCUGGUAAAGUGUCCAGAAAAUAGCUCUGGAGAAACAGUAACCAGUGUGGCCAGCUCUUCUCCUGCAAUGCACAGAAAAGAAAAAAGGCAUAAACCUCAGAUCAGAGACAUCACUAUUCCACUAUCUGCACCCCAGAUACCAGCUAAAGCACCUGCACCAAGGAAACCACGCAGAACAAAACUUUUAAAGGCACAACCUAAGUCUCACAUGCCAAGGGUGGUAGACGACCUGACCUAUGCAGAACUGGAGCUGGUUAAACCAAAGCCGGAGCUGAAAACAGAUUUGACCAGAUGCGCACAGCUUGAGUCCAACACAAACUGCACAGGAACAGUAUAUGCCCAAAUACUCUUUGUAGAGAAGCAAGUGUAAAUAUGUAUUAUAAGAGUUUCGUACCAAAAUUAUUUAUUUUUAAAAUAUUUUGUACCUACAGUACGUACUGGUGUUGUUGUUUUUUACGUGUACUAGUAUUACAAGUAUAAGAUCUGUGUAAAGAGCACCACGUCAUAUUUUUGGACACUGACAUAUAUUUGGACCCAUUUAUGUAUGAAUUUCAGGUUUUUAUAUUGUACAAGAACGCUUAGGGGAUGGCAUUACGGAUGGAUUUAACCAAACAUUCAUCAAUUCAUUAUGCAAUAUGAUGUAAGAACUGUAUUUUGCUAUUUUGAAAUAAAAAUAUGAAUAGA